CGAGAAUGCGCGAUAGAUUACGCAACCGAUGCGUCAAAUCGUCAUUGCGACUACACACACCGAACCGAAGAGUCACAACACAAGCCGUGUCGCCGCUACAGUUCGUGCCACGCGCGGUAUACUUUGCGCUCCGGGCGCAAACGUCAGCACUGUAAAUAGAAGUGCUGGUCGGCGCUGCGAGAGUUGAAAACGCUUCGUAUAACGGGGAGUCCGGGGAAGGCGCCGUCCUCGCGCUGCGCAUCAGUGUCAUUACAGGUUACAGGUGCGAUUGGGGUCCCUCAACAACGUACAUACAUCGGCAUCGAAACUAGAUCGCGAGAAUGGCCAACUCCCCGGUGCUCAAUCCGGAAAUCCCGUAUGUGGGAAAAGUAGAAGGAGGCCUGAGGGCAGGUACGAUGGUGAAGAUACAGGGCAAGGUGCCGCCUCAGGCUGUGCGAUUUGCCAUCAAUUAUCAGCUCGGACCGACGUUAAAUCCGAGAGAUGACAUAGCCAUUCACGUGUCCCCGCGCUUCCCCGAGGGCUUCGUCACCAGAAACCACAUAGAGUCGAUGAACUGGGGCAUGGAGGAGAAUGCUGGUCCAUUGUGGAUCCAGCCGGGCCAGGAAUUUGAGAUAAUGAUUCUGUGCGACUAUCACUGCUACAAGAUCGCUAUCAAUGGCAGGCACUUUGCAGAAUUCGCCCACCGAUUGCCCUUCAUAAAGGUUACCCAUUUGGUUAUCGACGGCGACGUCGAGAUACACUCCAUCGCAUAUGAACAGGUAUCGGUCGAUUCAAGACCACCUGCUACAGGCGAUGUAUCUGCCGAAUUUGGUCCACCACAACCAGGUGGUUUAUAUCCAACGCUCCAGCCUCAGGGUGGAUACGGGCCUCCUCCUCCGACCGGUUACGGUCCUCCUCCACCUCCUCCCGGUGCCUAUGGCGGUCCUGAUGGCUACAAUCCACCACGAGCCUACGGAUAUCAGCCUGAUCAUGGGAAAGCAGAGGAAGAGGGCGUCUUCGGAGAUUGUCUGGACAAAGUUGGAUUAGCGUUAGGUGGAUUAGUGGCAGCUGGAGGCGUGGCGGCAGCCAUGCAUGCGAUAAAUAAAAAGAAAGACGAGCACGAGGAAAAGGAUCAUGAAAAAUCAGAUGCUUCCAAGUCGAAGACUGAAAGCGAGGGUGGUUUCGGCAAUUUAGGAUCUCUCGGGAUGGCCUUAGCUAGCAGCCUGGCGAGCAACGCCUUGCACAGCAACGCACACGCACAACAAGGCUAUCCCGCCCAGCAGCCAUCGGGUGGCGGCGGUGUAUUGGACUCUAUUCUUGGAGCAUUGGGCGGUGGAGGAUCCCAACAGCCUGCCUAUCACCAGCCGCCCGCCGGUGAUGGUCUGAGCGGAACAUUAGGAUCUAUACUCGGUGGUGUUCUCGGCGGUGGUGGAAGUCAUCAGCAACCAGCGUAUCAGCCUUCGGGAGGAUAUGGUGGGUCGGGCGGUUAUCCGGCAUCCGGUGGUGGAUACGGCGGCCAAAGUUCUGGUGGAUCGGAUCUGUUGUCGGGAAUAGGGUCUGCCUUAUUCAGUUCGGCUCUCGACGGUCUGAACAAACGUGGAAAAGAUAAAUCUCAUGAUGAUUAUCAUUCCGGACCACCUCCUCCGAGUUAUGGACCACCUCCGAGUUAUGGACCGCCUCCUCCGAAUUAUGGACCCCCUCCAUCAACUCCGCCGGCACCGAAGCCAACCCCGCGCCCGGAUACUCCACCGUCUUCCGGCGGGCAGAAAUUAAGCGCGGACGAAAUUUCGAAGGGACUCGGAUUGGACGAUUAGAACAAUCAUUGUCGAUGACGCCGAAGACUUCAGUGUGCAAGUACACUCAUUAGUGAUGAUCUUGUGCUCUCUUGUUGCUUGAAAACGUAAUCUACGUAUCAUCAUGAAUUUCAUUUAUCAAAAUAUAGUACGAUACACACUUUCCGCCUCUUGACGCGGAUUUUUAGUCGUAUUGGCAUCUGUAUCAAAUACAAAUGCCGAAGAAUACUACUCAAUAUUAUAUACGAAUCUCAUACGAAUCUUCUCAUACAAAUGAUAUUAA
Messenger RNA from Wasmannia auropunctata (little fire ant), 2055 nucleotides. RefSeq names its product pro-resilin-like. The record is from RefSeq and is a predicted model, not a curated record. Gene Ontology annotation, molecular function: galactoside binding; carbohydrate binding. The coding region runs from base 321 to 1793 and encodes 490 amino acids. The transcript has 6 exons. Lineage: Eukaryota; Metazoa; Arthropoda; Insecta; Hymenoptera; Formicidae.